UUAGGAACACACAAAGAAUACGCCAAGUUGCAUCUUUUAGCAUUUCGACACAUGAGCAGCGAAAUUAACUGCAUUGCGCUUAUUGGAAAGCAGAAUAAUCCAUUAUACAUCAAAAACUUUAAUACUUCGCAUCCUGACUUAAAAUAUCACUACAUUGCACACACAUCAAUAGACGUCAUUGAAGAAAGAGUAUCUAAUGGACCCAAGAGCUUAGAUGCUUACUUGGGCUUAUUAUAUGCUAUGGAGGAUUUAGCAGUGUACAUAUUCAAUAAGCUGGAGACAUCAAUAGAGUGUUAAUAAUUCCUCCCAUAGAUAUGGAUAUAUAACAAACACCA
Rhizopus microsporus ATCC 52813 is the source of this 335-nucleotide messenger RNA. RefSeq lists its product as uncharacterized. Gene Ontology annotation, biological process: endoplasmic reticulum to Golgi vesicle-mediated transport. The coding region runs from base 52 to 297 and encodes 81 amino acids. The record is from RefSeq and is a predicted model, not a curated record. Gene Ontology annotation, cellular component: cytoplasm; nucleus; TRAPP complex. The transcript has 2 exons. Lineage: Eukaryota; Fungi; Mucoromycota; Mucoromycetes; Mucorales; Rhizopodaceae.